Molecule: messenger RNA, 1855 nt
Organism: Vollenhovia emeryi
Lineage: Eukaryota; Metazoa; Arthropoda; Insecta; Hymenoptera; Formicidae
Gene: DHRS4
Product: dehydrogenase/reductase SDR family member 4
Exons: 5
Coding region: 466-1335 (289 amino acids)
Molecular function (GO): carbonyl reductase (NADPH) activity
Source: RefSeq, a predicted model, not a curated record
CGUCGACCAAGGGUUUAGGUCCUUACCAAGCACACAUUCGUAAAAAUUAAUCGAGUCAUUGUAAUAUGUAAUUGAACGGUACAAAAUUAUGACAGAGUUGAGUCGGGCCCGUGUUCUGAAUCCUUUUUUUAUCUAUAAAAGCCUCUAAAGAGUGGACUUGUAGCCAAUCAGUAAUACGGAGCUUGGUAAUGACUGGCAAUUUAAACAAAUUCUCCGUAUAUAGUUUUAAAAAAUAUACUAGGUCCCAAGAUCACCAAAUAUCCAGAAUUUUUACAAGCUGAAUAUUCAUUUUUUUUCUACGCACUUCAGCAUGUUAGUGCAUAAUAUAAAAGAAAUGUAUAUCAUAUGUGCCUACAACGAUAGCGAUACGAAUCCAUUUCAUGUACGUGUACUUAUAUGUAUGUACAUACACAGCCACGUGAUAUAUAGAUAUUAAGAGACCAAAGUUUACAGAGACGUGCAACGAUGAUAUUGCACAAAGCUAAACGUAUGUGUCUCGCGUCUUUUACAAUGCUGCGUACGACGAUCAAUCAGAGUGUCCGAGGUUUCGGUGCUAGCGCAUCCUCCUCGGUAAAAUGCAACCGGCUGGAAGGAAAAGUCGCGAUCGUAACGGCGUCCACGGAGGGAAUAGGUUUUUCCGUAGCGAAGCGUUUAGCGCAGGAGGGCGCGAAGGUGAUGAUCAGCAGCCGUAAGGAGGCGAACGUGAGAAGGGCCGUGGAGGAACUCAAGGCCGAGGGCCUGCAGGUCGCCGGUACCGUCUGCCACGUGGGAAAGGCAGAGGACAGGAAAAAUCUGUUUGAAAAAACCAAAAGCAGCUUCGGAGGCCUGGAUAUUUUGGUGUCCAACGCAGCCGUCAAUCCAGCGGUCGGCCCAGUAUUGAGCUGCGACGAGCAAGUGUGGGACAAGACCUUUGACAUCAACGUCAGGUGUACGUUCUUGCUGUUGAAGGAAUCUCUGCCGCUUCUCAAAUGCAGCAAAUCACCUUCCAUCAUCAUCAUGGCCUCGAUCGCCGGCUACCAGCCCUUCGAGUUAUUGGGCGUAUAUUCCAUUUGCAAAACCGCUCUACUGGGCCUGAUCAAAGCCACCACAGGCGAUCUCGCGCACGACGGGAUCCGCAUAAACGGCAUCGCGCCGGGGAUAAUAAAAACUAAAUUCUCAAAGUCGUUGUACGAGACGGAAGAGGCGCACGAAAUUGCCAAAAUGCAGAGCAGCAUGGGAAGACUCGGGGUGCCAGACGAGGUCGCAGGCGCAGCUGCGUUCCUAGCGAGCGACGACGCUUCUUAUGUGACCGGCGAAACCAUAGUAGUGUCUGGCGGCAUGAAAUCGAGGCUUUGAGUCGUUUUGCAAUAAGUUUCGGUUUUAAUCGGUGAACAAUUCUCGACGCAGCCGGCAAUCGAUUCGCUGGUAGAAGUUACAAAGCGCUCGGCAAUUUCCAAGAAUAAAUUGACGCCGGUUGUGUCGAAAAUGACUGAUUGAUUAUCUCCUGGCGAAUACUACGAAUUUACACUCGGGUCGUUUUUAACUUGUACACAUGUGCGUGUCGCGGUGUCCGCAACGAGACUUCAAGACGCAAGGUUUGAGAAAGUGGCCCGUUGAAAAUCGGAGUCGAUUAUUCUCACCGCAUUCGUCCGCGAUUACCUAGUCGGUUUUUCUCACGUCUUGAAAUUUCGUUGUAGCGCCGCGUUAAGGGUGCCGGGAAAUUUUUGUAAAAGUUUUGAUAUGUUAUUACGUAAAAGCUUGUACAUACUGACUUGGUGUACUUAUGCAAUGUAUAGCGUACACGAAGAAAUGGUAAAAAGUAUUGCAUGAAGAAAACGUAAAGUACAAAACUAAUCAAGUUACAUGUUUAAUUAUA